Molecule: messenger RNA, 933 nt
Organism: Strongyloides ratti
Lineage: Eukaryota; Metazoa; Nematoda; Chromadorea; Rhabditida; Strongyloididae
Product: Short-chain dehydrogenase/reductase SDR family and Glucose/ribitol dehydrogenase family and NAD(P)-binding domain-containing protein
Exons: 3
Coding region: 1-933 (310 amino acids)
Source: RefSeq, a predicted model, not a curated record
AUGAUAUCAGGAUCCAUGAAUAUUCUUAUAACAGGAGCAAAUCAAGGUAUUGGAUUUGAAACAGCAAAACAUCUUGCACGUAGAGGUAAUAAUAUUACCAUUGCUUGCAGAAAUAUGGAUGCCGCAAAUAAAGCCGUUGGUGAAAUUAAAGAUGAAGCUAUUAAAAAUAAUGAAAUUUCAUGUGUAGAACUUAAUUUAUGUAGUCUUGAAUCAGUUAAAAAAUGUGCUGAUACAUUAAUAGCUUCAAAAAAGACAUUUGAUGUUGUUAUAUUAAAUGCUGGAACAAUGCUUCCUAAAGAAAGAUAUACAUUAGAUGGAAUAGAAACAACAUUUCAAGUUAAUUUUGUUUCACAAUAUUUCUUGUUUGAACUGUUAAAGAAAGACAAUACUGUUCUCGCAAAACCAGUAAGAGUCAUCUGCCUUACAUCAUUACUUCAUAAAUACUGUGGACUUUUUUUUAGUUUACCAAAAACCUCCUCUGAAUGGUUUUCAUUUAUUAAAAAGAAAAAUUAUGGAAAUGAUUUAUUAUCAGAUAAAUUAGAAAACACUCAAUCAUCAAGAUAUAAAAGUUGGAAUUAUUAUGCUGUUUCUAAAGCUGCUACAGCAAUGUUAGCAUAUAAUUUAAAUAAUAAUGAUAAUAUCUUUGCUAUUUCUGUUCAUCCAGGAUGUGUAAGAACAUCAAUGACAACCAAUUUUGCAAAAAAAGUUCCAAAAUACUUAAAUUUUUUAAGAAAAUUUCUUAUAACACCAGAACAAGCUUCAUUAAAUGUUGCUUCAGCAAUUGAUAAAACAUUUACUAUUAAUUAUAUUAAAAAUAAACCCAUUUAUCAAGAUGCAGAGAAUGCUGCAAAUUUAAAAAAAACAUUUCGUUCUGUUAAAACAUUCAACUGUUUAAAAAUAGCAACUGAUGAAAUUUUAAAUUCAUACUUUUAA